UAAUAAGCUUUGGAGCGAUGGAAACAGAGAAGUGCCCUAGAAAAAACACUGCUCAUAAUCUUAUUCUUUGUUUGAUUAUCCCGUCUCUUUGAGUCUGCAAACCAGAAUCCCGUUUCUUUGUUCCUUAACCCAGAAUUUGAGAGCACUAUAUAAGGUUUGCUCAAAUUUGUAAUUUUAAGAGCAUUUCGCGGACACGUUAAAAUGGAGCAACAACUACCUCACACGAGCGAAGUGAAACCGUUGGCGGCACCGCAACAACCUCACACGAGCGAAACGAAACCGUUGGUUGCAGCACCGCAACCACUUCACCGGAGCGAUGCAGAUGACGAUGAUGAGAACGUCAAACAGCUCGAUGAGUGUUCUUCUCUCUAUCUCUUGAUGCAGGAUUGCGUUGUUCGUAGUAACAGGAAUUGGAAAGAAUGCCAGAAAGAAAUACAAGCUCUGAGGGAAUGCUCUGAAAACAGAAGGAAAAAUAAGCGAUGAAGAUUUUAGUUAGUCAUUAGGUUAUUUACUUUGGUUCCUAGCUAUUGUUCAAGGUAUAACAUUUUUUGUACGCAUACACGUCCACCCAUCAGCAUGAAUAUUUUUGGGCUAGAAUUCAAUUGAAACUGAUUGGUAUUGAAAUUGGGGGAAUGGAACGUUUGUACAGAGAUCUAAAAAUAAACAGUGUUUUCAAUAGGAAAUUCCAAUGAUUAGUUUUGAAGUUAGAGUAA
This is a messenger RNA of Trifolium pratense (red clover), 713 nucleotides long. RefSeq lists its product as uncharacterized. The transcript has 3 exons. The record is from RefSeq and is a predicted model, not a curated record. NCBI's taxonomy places the organism in Eukaryota, Viridiplantae, Streptophyta, Magnoliopsida, Fabales, Fabaceae. Bases 202 to 483 code for a protein of 93 amino acids.